UCGGUGCUCGAUUGCGAUUGUCUUCCCUGUGGCUGAAGAUGGCUGUUCAGGCUCCGGAGGUGUUCAAACACCAUCAGCAGGAAAAUGUCUGCUUCACUCGACCCAAGUACCGAGAGGGUCGGAGGUUGAGGGCUGUCAAAGUGUACACAAUAAAUCUGGAAUCGAAGCACCUGCUCAUUCAAGGAGUGCCAGCUGUGGGAGUCAUGAAGGAGUUGAUCGAACUCUUUGCAUUAUAUGGAACCAUUGAAGAAUAUUCUGUAUUGCAUGAGUACCCGGCCGAGGAAUUCACAGAAGUUUAUCACAUCAAAUACCAAAGAUUACAGAGUGCAAGAGUAGCAAAACGUAAACAGGAUGAGCGAAGUUUUUUUGGUAGCUUGCUUCAUGUGUGUUAUGCCCCAGAGUUUGAAUCCGUGGAGGAUACCAGAGAAAAAUUAAAAGAGAGGAGAAGGUACAUAAUGAGGGCAACAAGCAACAAAGAUAUAGAUCUAUACAAGGGAGGAAAGAAAGUCAUAAAACCAGCUCCAUUAUCAAAUACUGCAAAGGAAGCAUUUUCCGAAAAACCUGAGCAUUAUGAAAGUUUGGAAUCCAACCAGAUGAUGUGGAAUAUAGGUUCCAUAUAUAGUUACCCAAUGCCAUUGCCACCAUUUCAACCAGAUAAUCCAGCACCUUCAUCCACAUCAAGUUUCAGACAAGAAUGUCCUCAAAUGCCUUCUUCAUAUGGAACAUUAUCAAAAGACAUUCCUCUUAGUGCAGCAAACCAAUCAUAUUUUGAAUCUAAGUUACCUUGUUUUCAUGAUCAGCAUUUGGACAAAUCUUGUGAUUCUAAGGAUUCUUGGAGUUCAGAAAGAAAACCUUGGACCCCUAAUAUUGGGACCUCUGUCUCUAAAUUUGUCCCCAGAACUACACAGCUGCAGAGCAGGAAGAAAAUAAAUCAAGAAAUGAGCAUUAACAAAUUUUAUGGAUUUGAUACUGAUAGUACUACAAUGGAAUUUGGACCAAAGCUUCCAGAAAUGCCAAAGAUGGACUUGGGGGAUACUUCCUUAAAUGUGUCUGCAACUUUGAUCAGGAAUAAACUUACAGAGGUUUUGUCUGCUUCCACAAAAGAAGCUGAAGUAUUACAAAUAAAAGCUCCAAAACAACGUCGAAGAAUCUAAAGAUGAGAUCCCUGAAAGAUAGAAGAAAAAGAAUUGCUUUAUUAUUAUAUGCUAUGUCACAUAAGUACUUCACAUACAAUGUAUUGAUUUGAUUAUUGGUAGCUCUUGCUACUUUGAAAUGUACCAAUCUAUUUUAUGCAUAAGGUAAUUCCAGAAAGACCACAGUGUUACCUGAAGAAUUACUGGACAUAAUAUUUAAGAGAGGAUUAAUAUUUGAGAGGAAGGUUACUCCCCGGCACUGUUUUCAAAAGUGCUCUGUGAUCUUUAAUAUCUAUUGAACAGUCAGGAAGCCACCUCCGUUUAAUGUCACUUCAGAAGAACUGUAUCUUCUACAGCAAUCCUUCAGUAAUGUACUUGUAUUGCCUUAGGUUUUAUAUUCAAGUCUUCACAUAGUACGUCACUCUACCAAUUACUUUGGGAGGCCAGGCCUAAGAAGUUUAAAGAGUAAGUUUAUAUGGAAAAUCAAAUUUACCAGAAUAAAGUUUGGUUAUGAUUUAGAAUGAUGAUGAUAAUAAUAGUGAAGGACAAAGAACAAAGAGACUUGAAAAACCACAAACAUAAGACAGGUAUGGAAAAAAGAGAGAUGCGAUUAACAACAGGAAAAAAAAAUUGAGUUGUUCAACAAUGCAAAAACAAAUAUAUUGUUGAACUUAUGCAGAGUGAUAGACCCCAUAAGAAGAGAAUACUUUAGUGAAGAUAGGUACACUUUAAUUUUGCACAUGAAUAACAUCAUGAGAGAUUAGCUGAAGUCAACAGCAAAAGGCUUUUGAUACUUUUCAAACCUAUGAUAUUAAAUUACUUUAGAAAUAAACGUCCACACCAAGUUUGCUUGUUUUUACAAAUAGUGUAAUUUCCGUAACUAUUUCUAAAAUAAUGAUAAAGAUGGAACAAUGAAAUGUUAAAUUGCUGAUGGGAGGAAGGAAAUUAUCUAAUGCCAUCAAAAAUGUAUUAUGAUUUGCUUGUUCCAGCUUAUGGUUGAGUUGUUAUGGUGCAUAUUAUCCAUCCCUAGUUGACUUGCAAAUGUAGUGGUGUGCAUUAUUGAAUGGCUGCAAACAUGUGAUAACUGAUUAUGUCAGUUAGAUAGGGAACUGUAUGAUAUCAUGGUGCCAGAGUUUCAAUAAAGGACCAGCUUUGACUCACUCAGUGGUAGCCAUCACACAAGACUUUUUAAAAAUGAAAGUUAGCAAUACAGUUGUAAAUGUUUUCUAGAUUUCCAAUGUCUUAGGUUAUAUGAGCUACACGUUCUGUUAUUCACUGUCAACCACAAAAAUGCAAUAUGUACGUCAUCUGAUACUUUUAACGUUGUUCUUAUGGCUUGUGGUUUUUUAAUCCUGUGUGUUUUUCUUUGAAUUCUUUUGGGUGGGAAAGAUAUGUAGAAAACAUUUAGGGUAC
This is a messenger RNA of Hemiscyllium ocellatum (epaulette shark), 2546 nucleotides long. RefSeq names its product RNA binding motif protein 48 (gene rbm48). Bases 39 to 1154 code for a protein of 371 amino acids. Lineage: Eukaryota; Metazoa; Chordata; Chondrichthyes; Orectolobiformes; Hemiscylliidae. Gene Ontology annotation, molecular function: nucleic acid binding. Gene Ontology annotation, cellular component: nucleoplasm. The record is from RefSeq and is a predicted model, not a curated record. The transcript is spliced from 5 exons.